AUCACAAUCGUUCAAGGACACUACUGGGACGCUAUUGAGAUACACAAAUAUCCAGAAAUUCUCUCUGCGUCUGACGUGAGGCUGGUUUCCUACCAAUCAGACGGGUAUACGGAAGAGUGGGACGCGUGGCUGCAUGAUCAGCGCCGUCUUAACAUCCAGAGCAAACCUCCAGAAUUGAAAUUUGCAUGGCUGGAGCGAUAUGCACUGAGCAAAUUCGAUUCCAAGAGAAUUGCUACAGUGCAUCGGCCGGACUUCACGGAUCCAUUUCCUCAAUACAGGUACUGACCCGCCUUCAUAAAUAUGGCUUCUUACCUCUCAACUGCCCUCUCGGACGUCCAAAUGUCCCCCACACCGCCCAGCGUCUAUCUCUUCCCCCGUCUCCCUUUCGAACUACGCCUCAAAAUCUACAACCAAAUGCUCACCCCCCGCUACAUCCAUUACAACCCCACCUUCGCCUUACACCUCACUCUUGACCCUCAAAUCCCACCACUCCUCCACAUCAGCCAAGAGUCCCGAUCCUUCGCUCUAGAAUGGUACAAACUCCACACCGUCGGCACGCGACGUAUCUACCUCCACCCCACGCUCGACGUUGUUCUCUGGAUUCGCUGUCCCGGCCCUUCUUCUUCUUCCCGCGUCUUCAGGGCUGAUGCUCAACACCUUCUGCAAGAUAUCCAGACCUCCCCACGUGAUAUCCCGAAUUUCGCAAUCUCGAUUAAAUAUUGGAAUCGCAUUGUGAAGAAGGCAGAUUACAAGGAACUGUACGAGAGGAUUAGAGGUGGGGCAGAGAGGUUGUGGGUUGUAGAUGAUGUUUGUGGCGCAAUGGGGGGAAAGAGGGUUAGAGGGGCUAGGGUGGGGCUUAGGAAGUGGAGGAGGAAGGAUACUGGAAGCAGAGAAGAACCCUGGAGAAUGUGGGAUGGGAUGGCUGGUGUUGAGAACGGGGAAGGAGAGGGGGAAGAGAGGUUGGCGGAGGUGGGAUUCAAGAGGGUUGUGUUUAUGCUGAAGAAUUGAAGCGAGAGCAUAGGAUCAAGAAAAGUCAUUCAGCCCUUGAGGAGAAUUUGUAGUUUUCAAGUUCUGAAAUAGUCUUCAGAGAGAAUCAAAAAUUAUGAAGAGAAAAAUGAUUGGAUUCCUUUGCCCUAAGGUACAUAGUCAUUCUCAAACUCUCACAUCCCGCAAUCGAGCCAUUCUGAAAU
This is a messenger RNA of Hyaloscypha bicolor E, 1190 nucleotides long. RefSeq lists its product as uncharacterized. The transcript is spliced from 3 exons. Lineage: Eukaryota; Fungi; Ascomycota; Leotiomycetes; Helotiales; Hyaloscyphaceae. Bases 301 to 1008 code for a protein of 235 amino acids. The record is from RefSeq and is a predicted model, not a curated record.